UAGUAAAAAGCACAGCAGCCAGCCAACACAAGAAACUGAAAAAUGGUUAAAACAGAUCCACCCCCACCAAAACAAAACUCCCUUCUAUUCCUUCUCUCUCUACCCAUACUCCUCGCACUCUUCCUAUCCGUGGCAUGGUACCAACUCGACUCCUUCGACGCAGCUCCUCUCCCUAUGCACGAGUUGACUCAUGACGCCGUCGCUGCGCCGCUGCUUAAUGCCCGCAUACUGCAAGGUUCUGACAAGAUUGGCGCCGGGAAAAUGGUGGGCCCCGAGGAUGUGUUGUAUGAUUCAGGGACUGGAGUGUUGUACACGGGGUGUGCGGACGGGUGGAUUAAGCGAGUUAGUGUGAACGACUCGGCUCAAGACUCGGUUGUGGAGGACUGGGUUAACACUGGCGGACGUCCACUCGGACUCGCUCGGGGGCUGCAUGGGGAAAUAAUUGUUGCUGACGCUGAUAAGGGACUACUGAAUGUGAGUGAAGAUGGUGUGAUAGAGUUGUUAACAGACUCGGCAGAAGGACACCAAUUCAAGCUAACAGACGGUGUAGACAUAGCAGAAGAUGGGACAAUCUAUUUUACAGAUGCUUCUUAUAAAUACAGCUUGCAUCAGUAUCCACUUGACAUUCUCGAGGGUAGACCUUAUGGAAGAUUAUUGAGCUAUAAUCCUUCUACUCGGCAAACCAAAGUCCUCGUCCAUGACCUCUACUUCGCUAAUGGUGUUGUGGUCUCUCCAGAUCAGAAAUUUGUAGUCUUCUGUGAAACUCCCAUGAGAAGAUGUAAAAAAUACUAUAUAGGGGAUGAAAGGAAAGGAUCUGUUAACACAUUUGUGGAUAGACUACCUGGUUUUCCUGACAACAUUCACUAUGAUGGAGAAGGUCAUUUCUGGAUUGCUCUCAGCUCGGAAGCGACAGAUUUAUGGCAUUUUAUUCAAAACUAUCCUUUCCUGCGAAAGAUAAUGGGCAUCGUAAUCAAGUACUGGGGACAUCUGCCACCAAUUCUUAAAAGCAGCGGAGCUAUGCUUGCUGAUUUAGAAGGAAAGGUGAUAGAGCACUAUUAUGAUCCCAGUUUGAUAUACCUUGCAAGUGCCAUAAAGAUCGGAGACCAUCUCUAUGCUGGUUCUAUUGUCAAUCCUUACAUUUUCCGUCUCAACGUCACUAGAUAUCCAGCAACCUCUAGUGCCUAAACGAUAUCCGAAUCAAACUAUAUAUGAUCUCUGUGUAUUACAUGUCGUACAAACUCAUUUUUAUUUUGUAUGCUUGAUGACUGUUUAUAGUUUCCUUUUGAGUAUAGAGAGACUAGUCAUGGGAACAUUGGAAUGUAUUUUUCUAGAUUUUCAGAAGCUGGUGGCUACAAUAAUAUGAGACAUUUGAAAUAGUGAGAUGCUGACUUUUAAGUUGAA
Molecule: messenger RNA, 1401 nt
Organism: Daucus carota subsp. sativus
Lineage: Eukaryota; Viridiplantae; Streptophyta; Magnoliopsida; Apiales; Apiaceae
Product: protein STRICTOSIDINE SYNTHASE-LIKE 5
Exons: 4
Coding region: 43-1185 (380 amino acids)
Biological process (GO): biosynthetic process
Cellular component (GO): endomembrane system
Molecular function (GO): strictosidine synthase activity; hydrolase activity
Source: RefSeq, a predicted model, not a curated record